Molecule: messenger RNA, 1366 nt
Organism: Olea europaea var. sylvestris
Lineage: Eukaryota; Viridiplantae; Streptophyta; Magnoliopsida; Lamiales; Oleaceae
Product: peptidyl-tRNA hydrolase, mitochondrial
Exons: 8
Coding region: 237-896 (219 amino acids)
Molecular function (GO): peptidyl-tRNA hydrolase activity
Source: RefSeq, a predicted model, not a curated record
GCAAAGUUCAUAAUAAUUGAGAAACAUCGAUUUCCAUCAAAAUGGAAAAUUUAAGCAGCGACUUUCCUUGAGAAAGUAAAUCGUGUAUGUUAUUAGCGAUUCUGGUAAUCUUCCAAUCUAUCCAUAUAGCAAAAAGUUCUAGACAUUAACCCCAAACAAAAUCCACAAAGGAAUCUCUUCCUUCCCUUUUCUCUGAGCAAUCAAUUUCCUUUGUUUGUUGCAUAAUAUGCGUAAAAAUGCUUCUCAGAAGUUUUUCUAAACGCUGCUUUUGCACUGCUAUUAAUCCACGGCCAUGGCUUUUUGUGGGCUUGGGAAAUCCAGGAGAUAAAUAUAAGGGCACGAGGCACAACGUGGGCUUUGAAUUGAUUGAUGCAUUUGCUGCGUCGCAAGGGAUCCCCAUGGAAUCGGUCUUCUUCAAGGCCACUUUUGGAAAAGGUCUUGUUAAUGGGGUUCCAGUUUUCUUGGCAAAGCCUCAGACUUACAUGAAUUUGAGUGGUGAAUCUGGUGGUCCACUUGCAGCUUAUUAUAAGCUUCCUCUCAAUCGAGUGCUGGUGUUCCACGAUGACAUGGAUUUACCCUGUGGUGUACUUCGUCUCCACCCCAAGGGUAAUCAUGGGCGUCACAAUGGGUUGAAGAGUGUGAUCUAUCAUUUUCGUGGGAAUAGAGAGUUUCCUCGGUUGAGAAUUGGGAUAGGGAAGCCUCCUGGUCAAAUGGAUCCAAAGGCAUUCUUGCUUCAAAAGUUCAAUGCAACAGCUCGAGAACGGAUUGAUGCUGCAUUGCAAGAGGGCGUUGAUGCAUUGAAACAAGUUUUGUCCAAAGGUUUAACAGAAAGUGCUAGAUGCUUCAAUACAGAGCAGAAGUACAAACACUUGAGACUGCAGACUAUGCCAGUAUAAAAAACUGUACACCGAGCUACCCAUUUAGGUAGAAUACCUGCAGCUUGUCUGGUGUCUGUGACAGAAAGAGCAUUGCAAGGAGUGUAAUCGGGAGAUCGCAAUCAAAGGGUCUGGCCAUAAAAUCUGGAGUUUGUCGACCACUUCCUUCAGCGAAAGAAAUCAAAUCUAUGGUACGAGUGUUUAUAGACUUACACAAGGCAUCGGGAAGCCUAUUGGCCUUAUUUCUCCUGUAACAUGGUUGUGAUUCUCAUACUGAACAUUACUAGUGCAUAUAAAUCCAAAAUGGAUUCUUUUAUGGUUAAAUCUUAUUGCUUUUAAAAUAGCAGCAACUCCCUUUAGUUUUCUUUUACUUUCGCCAUUGUUCUUUUAGCUAAGUUUAUGCGAUUAAAAUGCUGUAUUCUUCAAGCUAGAUAACAAUCUGUAAAAAAAUGGUUCUUUUUCAAUAUGUUUUUCAUAACCUUUAUCCAGAA